AUCAGAUCCGAAAAUACAAAUCGCCUCAUCCCUAUAUUCAAUGGAAAAUUGGAAAAUUGGGGUGUUUUUCUACGAAGUUUUUAGUAUUUUUAUUUUGAUGAAACAAAGAAGAAUUUUUUCAACUUCGCAAAUGUACUAAUAAAUAAAUCCGCAAUGCCGCUGACCGUACGACAAAGAAGUAUUCACAAUAAAAACGGUGCUAAAAGAGCAGCCAGUUUCAACAAAGGAAAACGGAGACCUAGCGAAGGAGAUUACAUUGUCACAAAUGCUCCAACUGAUCUCCGUAGUAUCUCAUACCCCGGUGGAGCUGCAGCUUUAAGUUUAUUACUUACUGCCAGAAUCAUAUCUGCGAUCUGGAACCAUAUUUCUGAUUGCGAUGAGACAUAUAACUAUUGGGAACCUUUGCAUUAUUUGGUGUAUGGUCAUGGACUACAGACAUGGGAAUACAGUCCCAUCUAUGCAAUCAGGUCUUACAUGCCACUGUUUUUGUUUGCUGUACCAGCAAGAAUACUGUCCUACAUACUAAAUCCAGUGUCUAUCUUCUACGUGUUGAGGAUAGGCCUCGCUGUUCACACAGCUGCAGCUGAAUUCAUGUUUUACAAGGCUGUGUGUCACGAAUUUGGUGUACAUGUUGGCAGACUAUGGCUGGCUAUGACGCUACCGGCGGCUGGAUUAUUUUCUUCCAGUACUGCGAUGCUGCCUUCUGCAUGGAGCAAUGCCAUAGUGAGUGGAGCAAUUGCAUGCUGGUGGAGGAAACGAUACCAAUCUGCAGUGUUCCUGACUGCCGUCACAUCACUGCUCAGCUGGCCAUUCACUGCACUCCUUGGAAUACCGAUAGCGAUAGAUAUGCUAGUACUAAAACGGAAAUUCAAAGAAUUUUUCACAUGGUCUUUCCUCUCACUUAUCAUCAUUCUGGUACCAACUGUACUGGUGGACGCUUGGUAUUACGGACGGCUAGUCAUAGCACCAUGGAACAUUGUAGCCUACAAUAUAUUCACAGAGCACGGGCCGGAUCUCUAUGGGGUUGAACCCUGGACUUAUUAUAUUGUUAAUGGUUUCUUGAAUUUUAAUAUUGUUUGGGUGUUAGCCUUAUCUAGUCCAAUUCUCCUGUUAGCUUGCACAGUUCUCUCGUCCAAGUCUACAUCAAGAGCAUCGUUUUGUACUCCGUACUGGUUGGACUUGAUGCCCUUAGGACUGUGGCUAGUUAUAUUUAUGCUGCAACAGCAUAAGGAAGAAAGAUUCAUCUACCCGGUAUACAGUUUGAUAAUCCUAGCUGGCGCCAUAGGCUUGGACUGUGUUCAGAAAAUGAGCUUCGCAGUUGGAACGGAACUGUUCCGGUGGCGCAGAGAACGGGAGAAGAGACACUACCUCUCCUACACCGGGACCAUCAUGGUGUUGUUCGUUGGCGUGGCUGGACUGGCUGGGUUGUCACGUAUAACGGCGUUGUACACAAACUACCAAGGCUCACUGACGAUUCUACACAAUUUACCUGCAACGGAAACUGAAAAAGUAGUGUGCUACGGUAAAGAGUGGUAUCGUUCACCAUCCAGUUUUCACUUGCCAUCGGGAUACAAAAUGAGGAUUAUACAGAGCGAGUUCAAUGGUCAAAUGCCGGCUCCGUAUGCUGACACACAGAAUGCAUCACGCCUCAUUCACCCGUACCUCAACGACCAGAACAAAGGAGACAACAGCACGUACUACAAGCCUAAGGAGUGCCACUACCUGGUCGAUUCAGACUUGAGCAAGCCUUCGAAGCUCCAACCGGCCUACCACAAGGACCCCAACUGGGAAGUCGUGGCCACCGCAUCAAUACUAAACGCGGAACGAUCAAACAGAAUACUGAGAGCGUUCUAUAUUCCGUUUUUGACGUCGAAGAGUUGCGUGUACGGGAACAUGUACUUGCUGAAGAAUAAAUCCUUAUAGGGCAGGGCGCGCGCGUGGGGCGGUCAGAGACGCGACAAGCUCGUGGUGUUCGGGCUGGCGCACACCCCGGCCGAUUAUAAAGGGUGGGCCCUGAAGAAUUUUCAUCCUAAAGUGUACAAGUUCAAGAAUUACGGAACCCUCGUGGCGUACAAGCGCGUGUGAAUCGUGAACGAUAUGAACUGUGUGUGUCGUUGUUGUAUAAUUGUGCUUUUAGAAGUUUAACACGCGUAUUUUGAUAUUUUUACAUUAACAUCUUUUUAUAAUUGUUGUGAUGUAAGUACACACUUUUUUAACAUAAAUACAUUUUACGUGUUGCUGUACGACGAGAUCGAUAAAAAUUAUCGAUAAAAUCAAGACAAGUAGAAAUUACUUAUAGGUCGCUAUAUUAAAAAAAAAUGUGACUAAAAAGUAAAACUUAAAAGACCUUAAUCAAUGAAAUGGUGUAUAAUAUUUAAGGAUACGAGAAAUAUAAAUAGAAUCGAUUGAAAAACUAAAAGUUCCUGCAUGCCAAUAGAUGGCGCUGGUUUCAAUAAAACUAGUUGGUUAAGAAACUUUGUGUGAAUGUAUAUAUUUCGAUGCCUCCAAUGAACACUACGCUAACUCCAAAUUCGUAGGUUUACAGGAGGAGCGUUUAAACGAAAAAAGUUGAUAAAAUCUUUAUUAUUGCAGAUAUAUUUAUGGGUUUUUUUUGUGUAACUAGCUGAUUUACUCUUGCUUCGAACCCCAUCAAUAUUAAUUUGUAAUACUUUUAAAAUAGUGAAGCGAUUAGCGUGAAAAACGAAAAUUUCAAAAUUUUUAGUAGUGUUCAUUGGAGGCAUCGAUUUAAGGAUUGGUGCUUUUCACGUGACUAUUAAAUGUUGCGUAAAGAACUUAGUAUUUGUAAUUAGAUCUUUUAGCAUAUGUAUGUGUGAUCUGUAGAUUAGCAUUUUAUAUGUAAUAUAAUGAUCUGUGCAUCAGCUCCUAGGGUGUCAGAGAUAUGUUCGUGAAUACAGUUGAGUACGUAUUUUUUAUUUUUUUUUCUUGCUGAGAUGUGUGGACGAGCUCACAGCCCACCUGGUGUUAAGUCGCUACUGAAGCCCAUAUACAUCUACAACGUAAAUGCGCCACACACCUUGAGAAAUAGUUCUAAGGUCUCAGUAUAGUCACAACGGCUGCCCCACCCUUCAAACCGAAACGCAUUAUUUCUACACGGCAGAAACAGGCAGGGUGGUGGUACCUACCCGCGCGGACUCACAAGAGGUCCUACCGUCGUCAGUGCGUCUUUAGCUUUAGCCGACGCUGCGUCGCCGCCGUGAAGCGACAGAGUCGUGACCCUGACCGAGAGGCUGUUGACCCUAAAAUUUUGUACUCUGUAUGUUGUUGAAAGGUCUUUAACGUAUCCGCGACUUUUUGGCGGGAACGCGAGGUGCGAAGUUGUGUGAUUUGUUUUAUUUUGUCUAUUUAGUGUUUCUUCAGGUUUAAAUGUGUAAUAACGGUGGUUUAUUAAUUGUUUACUAUCUGUGAAAGUGCAAAAAUGUGGGAAAAUGAAACAAAGCCGCUGGACGUAACUUCUCGGGUUCCUCCAAAAAGUCCACGGAAAAAAUCUCAGUAAAUGACCACCAUUUUACUCAGACUAUAUUUCAUCCCAUAUCAUCUCAUCUCAUUUCAUUUCAUUUCACUCCAUAUUAUAAUUUUUCAUAAAAAUAAGAUUAAAAAUUAAAAUAAGACUUGACCUAAAGGUCUUAGUUACCAAGUCAUAAAAUCCCUUUAAAAAAAAACGUAUCAGCAAUGUAAAGCGAACAAAAUUAAUAUGAAAUCGCGGGUGCAAUUAGAUCCGCUGCGGCGUCCUGCAAACUAAGAUGCGUAGAUGCAGUGGAACAUAUGUAGGUUGGUUGUACCUACCCGGGCGGGCUCAUGUGUACAUAUCAUAGGUUUCCAGUGAAGAUGACCGGGGAAAUUAACAGUCCACUUGGAGUCAUGGAUCUGAGUUCAUGGAUAGCACAAUACAUUGAAAUAAAUAAUAUAAUAGUUUAAAAAAACUAAAAAAAAUACACAAAAAGCGUGGGGUGCUUUUCAGGAUAAUAUCGAAAUACGUCAUAGAUGUCUAUGGGCUCCGGUAACCACUUAACACCUGGUGGGCUGUGAGCUCGUCCAUCUAUCUUAGCUCUUGGAUGAGUACGCCAAAGAUGCGCUGUAAUACCAAAACAACUUUUUUUUUCUUUUUGUCAAAUGUUUAAAUGCAAUUAUAACUGCAUUAUGCAACUGCUCGAUGCAUUUAAUAAUGUUAAUUCGAAACUAGUCAAAGCUAGUAAAUUAAAAAAAUAUUAAUAUACAUAUACUGUUAA
This is a messenger RNA of Bombyx mori (domestic silkworm), 4247 nucleotides long. RefSeq names its product alpha-1,2-mannosyltransferase ALG9 (gene Alg9). Lineage: Eukaryota; Metazoa; Arthropoda; Insecta; Lepidoptera; Bombycidae. Gene Ontology annotation, cellular component: endoplasmic reticulum membrane. Gene Ontology annotation, biological process: protein N-linked glycosylation. Gene Ontology annotation, molecular function: alpha-1,2-mannosyltransferase activity. The transcript has 9 exons. The record is from RefSeq and is a predicted model, not a curated record. The coding region runs from base 154 to 1923 and encodes 589 amino acids.